GUAUUAUGAAUUGGGGUAAUCCAUAUGACUGGACAGAAUUAGAGUGGUAAAGUGCAACAUGGGGAGAAAGAUUUAUGUUUAUUGAUCCUUAUUUCUGGAGGUAGAUAUAAAUUAUUAUAUCUGUAGUUAUUUUGGAGUGGCAUUAGCAUUAGCAACAUCAAUUAUAGGAGCAUCAUGGGGUAUAUUUAUUACAGGUGUAUCUUUAUUGGGUUCAACUGUUAAAGCACCAAGAAUAAGAUCAAAGAAUUUGAUUUCAGUCAUUUUUUGUGAAGCUGUAGCCAUCUAUGGUGUUAUUAUGGGAAUUAUUAUGAUUGGUAAAGUACAAACAAUUGAGUCAUAUCCUGAUGAUUAAAUAGAUGAAUGCUAUACAACAGCUUUGUUUGGUGGUUAUUCCUUAUUUUGGACAGGUGUAUCUGUUGGAUUAUCCAAUCUGAUCUGUGGGUAAUUUUAAUAUUGCUAUUAAUUUUAGUAUUGCAGUAGGUGUAACAGGUUCUGGAUGUGCCAUUGCUGAUGCUUAAACUCCAGAAACCUUUGUUAAAAUUCUAGUUGUUGAAAUCUUUGGAUCUGCACUCGGUUUGUUUGGUGUUAUUGUUGGAAUUAUUCAAUGUUCAGGUGCCUCCUUCCUUAAGAAUUGUCUUACCUGAA
Messenger RNA from Paramecium pentaurelia, 645 nucleotides. NCBI's taxonomy places the organism in Eukaryota, Ciliophora, Oligohymenophorea, Peniculida, Parameciidae. The record is from the annotation of a GenBank genome assembly.